AUGGCUCCUCCAGUCUGGACUCUGGUGCUGCUGCUGGGGGCUGCCUGGGCAAGGAAAGAGAAGCCUCCAGACUGGAAGCCCCUUGCUCGAAGCUCACGGGAGAACUCCAUUCUCACCCAGUGUGAUUUUGAGGAUGACUCCAGACCCCUCUGUGAUUGGAGCCAAGUGACUAAAGACGAUGGAGACUGGACUCGAGAAAGCAGGCCCUCCUUCGCCAGUGGCACUGCCCCUCCCGGGGGGUACCCCAGUGGAGAGGGCUACUACCUGCACAUGGACUCCAGCGCCUUCCACCCGGGCGGGGUGGCCCGCCUGCGAAGCCCCGCCAUAUGGGAGCAGGGCCCCCUCUGCGUGCGCUUCGCCUUCUACAUGUUUGGGCUGUCGUGGGGCGCCCAGCUCAAGCUGUGGCUGGCCUCGGGCACCAAGGGCAAGCACCCCAACCUGCUGUGGAAACACGUGAACACGCAAAGCCCCUCCUGGAUCCCCACCGCCGUCACGGUGCCUCUGGGGCUCGUCCUGCCCAGCCGGCUGACAUUCGAAGGCGUGUGGGGCAGCACGACUUAUCUGGACAUCGCUCUGGACGCUAUCUCCAUCCAUCGGGGCUCUUGCAAUCGAGUCUGCUUGAUGCAGACAUGCAACUUUGACACUCUAAAAGAUCUCUGCGGCUGGAGCUGGAUCUCGACGGCCUCUGGGGCCAAGUGGGUCCAGAAGAAGGGGCCGACGGGGGUGCUGGACGUGGGGCCCGAGGGAGACUUCUCUAGCCCUGGGGAUGGCUAUUACAUGCUCCUGGACCCCAAGAAUGCAAAAGCGAGUCAGAAAUCUGUCCUCCUGAGCCCCCUGAUCCAGUCCUCUGGCUGCCUGAGUCUCUCCUUUCACUACGUCCUCCGUGGCCGGUCUCCCGGCGCAGGCUUCACGGCCUACGCAUCUGUCUUGGGCAGCAUCCGGAAACACACCAUCUUCUCAGGACAACCUGGACCCAACUGGCAGCCUGUCUCUGUCAAUUACACAGGCCAGGGACAGAUUCAGUUCACCUUGGUGGGCGUGUUUGCCAAGAUCCCAGAGCCAGCAGUGGCUGUGGAUGCAAUCAGCAUUGCUCCCUGUGGGGAGAGCUUUCCUCAGUGUGACUUUGAAGACAAGGACCACCCCUUCUGUGACUGGGUCCAGGUAUUACAGGAUGGCGGACGCUGGACCCAGGGAAGUGCAAAUACGCUCAUCCAUGGCACAGGUCCCUUCGGAAUUUCCCUCAGUGGAGAAAGUCACUUCGUCUACCUUGAGGCUGACAAGUUCUCCCAGGAAGGCCAGUCUUACAAACUGGUGAGCCGGCCCUUCUGCGCCCCAGGUGCCAUCUGUGUGGCGUUCUCCUACCACAUGGAUGGCCGCGGAAAGGGCACGAAGCUCAGGCUUCUGCUGGGGAGCCCUGCAGGCAGCCCCCCAAGUUCUCUCUGGGAACGAGUUGGGUCUCAGGGCCCUGACUGGCUGAACGAUUCCAUGGCCAUCCCUUCGGGACAUCAACAACCUAUGCAGCUGAUGUUUGAGGUCGAGAGGGGCUCCCACGCUGCCUUCGUCGUUGCUUUGGGUUUCAUCUUCAUCAGUCAGGGGACCUGUCGAGGUAGGACAGGACCCCAGGCCCCGGAAAAGGGGCCACGUCCCCCUACUGGCCCUUCUGAAACCCCUGCCCACACAGAAAAACCUGUGACCUCUGAAGAAACAUCUACCACCUCCAGUGAAAUAUCCCCUGUCCCCACAGAAAAACCUGUGGUUCCCUCAGAAAAGCUGACUGUUCCCACAGAAAGACCUACAGUUCCCCCAGAAAAGCCCACCAUCCUCCCUGAAGGACCCACCUUCCUUCCUGAAGGGCCCACCAUCCCCACAGAAAAGCCCACUGUCCCCACCGAAAAGACCACCAUUCCCACUGAAAAAACAACCAUCCCCACAGAAAAAGUCACUGUCCCCACAGAAAAGACCACCAUUCCCACUAAUAAGACCACUAUCCCCACAGAAAAACCUACCAUCCUCACUGAAGAACCCACCUUCCUACCUGAAUGGCCCCUUUUCCCUAGUGAAUGGCCCCCUGUCCCUACAGAAAAACCCAUGGUCCCCACUGAAAGGACCACCAUUCCCACAGAAAAAACAACCAUCCCCACAGAAAAAUCCACUGUCCCCACUGAAAAGACCACCAUUCCCACAGAAAAAACCACUGUCCACACCAAAAAGUCCACCAUUUCCACUGAAAAAACAACCAUCUGCACAGAAAAAACCACUGUCCCCACUGAAAAAACAACUGUCUCCACAGAAAAAACCACCAUUCCCACUGAAAAGACCACCAUUCCCACAGAAAAAUCCACUGUCCCCACUGAAAAAACAACCAUCUCCACAGAAAAAACCACCAUUCCCACUGAAAAGACGACCAUUCCCACAGAAAAAACCACCAUUCCCACUGAAAAGACGACCAUUCCCACAGAAAAAACCACCAUUCCCACUGAAAAGACCACCAUUCCCACAGAAAAAUCCACUGUCCCCACUGAAAAAACAACCAUCUCCACAGAAAAAACCACCAUUCCCACUGAAAAGACCACCAUUCCCACAGAAAAAACCACUGUCCCCACUGAAAAAACAACCGUAUCCACAGAAAAAACCACCAUUCCCACUGAAAAGACCACCAUUCCCACAGAAAAAACCACUGUCCCCACUGAAAAAACAACCGUCUCCACAGAAAAAACCACCAUUCCCACUGAAAAGACCACCAUUCCCACAGAAAAAUCCACUGUCCCCACUGAAAAAACAACCAUCUCCACAGAAAAAAACACCAUUCCCACUGAAAAGACCACCAUUCCCACUGAAAAAACAACGAUCUCCACAGAAAAAACCACUGUCCCCACCAAAAAGACCACCAUUCCCACUGAAAAGACCACCAUUCCCACUGAAAAAACAACGAUCUCCACAGAAAAAACCACUGUCCCCACCGAAAAGACCACCAUUUCCACAGAAAAAACCACUGUCCCCACCAAAAAGACCACCAUUCCCACAGAAAAAACCACUGUCCCCACCGAAAAGUCUACCAUUCCCACUAAAAAGACCACUAUUCCCACAGAAAAAACCACUGUCCCCACCAAAAAGACCACCAUCCCCACAGAAAAGCCCACUGUCCCCACUGAAAGGCCCACAACUCCCAUGACACCCCAGCCCAGCCCAGCUCUUGUACCCACUCAGCUGACAGUCUUCACGAUGCCAAGUACCUCCAUGACCCCUGUGACCCCGGCCACCACUACAACCCCGAGACCUACUCCCGCCAUGUGCCCCCCGAAUGCCCACUAUGAACGCUGUGCCUGCCCAGCAUCCUGCCAGAGCCCCAAGCCCGCCUGUGGUCUCCUUUGCAAGCCUGGCUGUGUCUGCAAUUCAGGCUUUCUGUUCCACGACUCCCGCUGCAUCAAUGCCUCUUCCUGCGAUUGCUUCUACAAUGAAAAUUACUACAAGACAGGGACAGAGUGGUUCAGCCCCAACUGCACAGAACGUUGCCGCUGCCAGCCCGGCAGUCAGAUAGAGUGCGAGCCCUACAAGUGCGGGACACACACAGUGUGCCAACUGAAGCAUGGCCAGUACAGAUGCCACCCCUAUGACACUGCCACCUGCUUCGUCUAUGGAGACCCUCAUUACUUCACCUUCGACGGGAGGUACUUUAACUUCAGGGGCAAGUGCACCUACCUCUUGGCCCAACCCUGUGGCAACUCGACAGAGCCGUUCUUCAGGGUGACGGUGAAGAAUGAGGAGCGAGGACUGGAGGGCGUGUCCUGCCUGAGCAAGGUCUCUGUGACUCUAUCAGAGACCACCAUCACCCUGCUCAAGGGGAGACACACGCUGGUUGGGGGUCAGCGAGUCACCCUCCCGGCCAUACCUUCUGGAGGCGUCUUCUUGACUCCAAGCGGGCGGUUUGUGCAGCUGCAGACGGCGUUCGGUCUGCGGGUGAGAUGGGAUGGUGACCAGCAGCUGUAUGUGCGUGUGCCCAGCACCUACUCCAGCAAACUCUGCGGUUUCUGUGGCAACUAUGACGGCGACAGUAGCAACGACAACAAGAAGCCGGAUGGCAAACCAGCACGAGAUGAGAAGGAGCUGGGUAACAGCUGGCAGACCUCGGAGGAUGAGGACCAGACGUGCCAGGAGAACCAGGCAUCUCUCCCAUCUUGCGAUACUGACUUGAAGAACACAAUGUCGAGGCCGGAGUACUGCGGACGGCUCGUGGUCGCUUACGGAGCCUUUCAGGCCUGCCUGCCUCACCUCAGGGUCUCCUCCUUCUUCGACAACUGCCUGCUUGACAUGUGCAACUUCCAGGGGCUGCAGCAGGUACUGUGUACCCACAUGUCAGCCUUGACUGAGACCUGCCAGGAAGCCGGAUACGCAGUGAAGCCCUGGAGGGGACCCCAGUUCUGCCCGCUGGCCUGCCCACCCAACAGCAGAUACACCCUGUGUGCCAAGCUGUGCCCUGACACCUGCCAUUCCACGUUCUCGGGCAUGGCCUGCCAGAACCGCUGCGUGGAGGGCUGCGAGUGCAACCCGGGCUUCAUCCUCAGCGGGCUCCAGUGUGUCCCCCAGUCUGAGUGUGGCUGCCUCGACCCCACAGCCGGCUACUUCAAGGUAGGGGAGCGGUGGUUCAAGCCAGGCUGCAGACGGCUCUGCAUCUGUGAAGGCACUAACAGAACUCGCUGUGUGCCAUGGCAGUGCCAGGCCCAAGAGCUGUGCGGUCAGCAGGAUGGCACCUAUGGCUGCCACCCUCAAGGGUCGGCCACCUGCACUGUCUGGGGGGACCCCCACUACCUGACAUUCGAUGGAGCCCUGCAUCACUUCAUGGGCACCUGCACCUACAUCCUGACCCGGCCUUGCUCGUUGAAGUCCCUGGAGAACUACUUCUUUGUGAGCGCCACCAACGAGUUCCGUGGCGGAAACUUGGAGGCCUCCUACGUCAAAGCCGUCCAGGUGCAGGCCUUCGGCAUCAGAGUCUGGAUGCUCAAAGGCCUCAAGGUCAUGCUGGACGGUCGCCAGGUGGCUCUGCCCCUGUGGUUUGCGCAUGGCCGGAUGACCGUGAGGUCCAGUGGCUCCUUUAUCCUCCUCUACACGGACUUUGGGCUUCAAGUUCGCUAUGAUGGGUACCACCUGGUGGAAGUGACCGCUCCUUCCUCCUAUGCCGGCCGACUCUGUGGGAUGUGUGGGAACUACAACAACAACAGCCUGGACGACAAUCUGCAGCCCGAUAAAAGACCUGCUGUCAACUCCGUGCGCCUGGGGGCCUCCUGGAAACUAAAUGAGUUAUCUGAAUCUGGCUGCUUUGCUGCAGAUGCCAGGCCCCCCAGGUGCCUGGAAAAGAAUGCAACUGACCCCUGGAGUAAGAACUGUGAUAUCUUGGUGAAUCCCCAGGGACCCUUCUCCAGGUGCCACAAGGUGGUGGCCCCGCAGGCCAGCUUCACCAGCUGUGUGUACGGCCAGUGUGGGACCAAGGGCGACGCGUUCACGCUGUGCCGCUCCCUGCAGGCCUACGCGUCCCUGUGCGCCCGUGCCGGCCAGGUCCUCACCUGGCGGAGCAGCACCUUCUGCCCUCUGAAGUGUCCGUCAGGCAGCAGAUACAGCCCCUGCGCUGACCCCUGCCCGGCCACCUGUCUCAGCCUGAGCACCCCAUCGUACUGCCCGUCUUCGCUCCCCUGUGCCGAGGGGUGCGAGUGUCAGAGAGGCCACAUCCUGAGUGGGACCACCUGUGUGCCCCUCAGCGAGUGUGGCUGCACCAGCCCCGGGGGUGCCUACCACUCGGUUGGGGAGAGAUGGUACACGGACAAGACGUGUUCCCGGCUCUGCACCUGCUCCAUCCACAACAACGUCUCCUGCUUCCAAACCGCCUGCAAGCCUGGCCAGAUGUGCUGGCCCCGCGAUGGGCUGAUGCGGUGCCGGGGGGCAGGGAUGGGAGUGUGCCAGAUCCAGGACAGGUCCCGGUACAUAAGCUUCGAUGGCAGUUACCAUGCCGUCCAGGGCGCUUGCACUUACGUCUUGGCGAAAACGUGUCACUCCACCAUGGACCUGCCUUUCUUCAAGAUCAGUGGCAAGAAUGGGCAGCAGCAAGACCAAGCUCACACUUCCUACCUCCGCAAGGUCUACGUACACGUCUUCAAUACCCUGGUCACCCUGAAGAAGGACCACGUGCUGAUCAAUGGCACAUGGGUCCCCCUGCCUGCGACCUCCCAGAUCCGGGGAGUCAGCGUCUUUUCCAGGGACGGCUACAUGGUGCUCACCAUCAGCAUUGGGGUGGAAGUCAAGUUUGAUGGCAAUGGUUUCCUGAAGAUCGAAAUCCCAAAAGCCUAUUAUGGAAAGACCUGCGGCGUGUGCGGGAACUUCAACGGUGAGGAAGAAGACGAACUGCUGAUGCCUAAUGACGAGCUAGCCCCAGAUGACAUCACGUAUGUGGACAGUUGGCAAGAUAAGGAGAUUGACCCAAGUUGCCGAGAUGAUGACAAGACCGAAGAAGAAUCGGAGAAGGAGCCAGAAACGACCUGCCAGCCAGCUGACCUGGAGAGAGCCCAGGAGCAAUGCCAGGCAGCCUUUCAGACUCCGGGCUGGGCAAGGUGUGCCAGCCGCGUGAUCCUCAAUCCCUUCUUGGUCAGAUGCACCAACAGCCUCUGUGAAUUUGGGGGCCUGAGCAGCACCCUCUGCCAGUCUCUGCAAGCCUUCGCGACUGCCUGCCAAGCCCAGGGCAUCAGGCCUCCCAUCUGGAGAAAUAGCAGCUUCUGCCCUCUGGACUGCCCCCCCCACUACGUCUACACCAACUGCUUUCCCCACUGCCCCCCUACCUGCGACAACCCGGAAGGCCGGUGCAAAGGCUCCAGGGGUCCCUCCAACUGCGAGGAGGGCUGCGUCUGUGAGCCCGGCUACGUGCUCAAGGAGCGGCAGUGUGUGCCCAGGAGUCAGUGUGGCUGCCGGGGCGCCCGGGGCAGAUUCCUCCCCGAGGGUAACGCCUGGUUCUCCAGCAGUUGCUCCCAGAGGUGUACCUGCCAGGCGGGAGCCAUUCAGUGCCGGGCCUUUGCCUGCCCCGCCAGCUCCCGGUGUGAGACCGACGAGGAUGGCAAAGAAAUCUGCAAACCCUACAGGUCGGAGCGAUGCACGGUUUAUGGGGACCCCACUUACCGCACGUUUGAUGGCCUCGGCUACCGUUUCCAGGGCCGCAUGACCUACUAUCUGGUCAAGACCGUGGAUGUGCUCCCCAGUGGCGUGGAGCCCUUCAUCGUGGAGGGACGCAACAAGAUGUAUGCGUCUCACAACCCCAUUUUCCUGCACGAAAUCAUCGUGAUGGUCUACGGCUACACGGUCCAGCUCCAGCAUGAACUGGAGCUUGUUGUCAACGGCCAGAAGGUGACCGCCCCCUAUGAGCCCGUCGACCAGCUGCGGGUCUCCCUACGAAGCGAUCGCCUGUUCGUGAUCACAGACUUUGAGCUGGUGGUCAGCUUCAACGGAAAGAACAACGCAGUGAUCUCCCUGCCCGUCACUUACCGGAAGCUUGUGCUCGGCCUGUGUGGCAACUGCGACCAGAACAAGAGGAAUGAUUUUAUGCUGCCCAACGGGGCUGUCACCCAGAACCUCCUUGCUUUUGGCAAUAGUUGGGAGGUAAAAAUGACCGAAGGAAGCUUCCCCCGCAUCUCAAGGGCUGUACAGGAGGAGGAAGUGAAGGAGGAUGCAGUGCUAGGCUUUCCUGGUGUGUCGGGAUGCCGCCCGGAGGAGCUGCAGCUCAUCAGCCGCACCCAGGCGUGUGGGGCGCUGGUGGACCCCGAGGGCCCCUUUGCUGUCUGUCACCAGACUGUGGCCCCUGAGCCCUUCCUGGAGCACUGUGUGUCUGACCUGUGUGCCACCCACGACCCCAAGGAGCAGGAGGAGCUGCGUUGCCAGGUCCUCAGUGGCCUUGUCAUGUCCAGCCAAUACUGUCUACCAGAGCUGUAUGACACCCUGCCCGGCCUCCUGUGCCACACUGGCAGCCCCCCGGGGCUGCAAGGGCCCCUGUGUGGAGGGCUGUGCCAGCCUCCCGGGCUACAUCUACAGCGGAGCCCAGAGCCUCCCCUGGCCCACUGUGGCUGCACCAACAACGGCAUCUACUACCAGCAGGGUGACAGCUUCGUGAAUGACGACUGCUCCCAGCGCUGCACCUGCGCGCGCACGGGGCUCCUGCUAUGUGAGCCCCUCGGCUGCAGCCCUGGGGAGGUCUGCACCCUGGGGAACCGCACUCGUGGCUGCUUCCGAGACAGCCCGUGCCUACAGAACCCCUGUCAGAAUGAUGGGCGGUGCCGGGAGCAGGGAACCCAUUUCACCUGUGAGUGCGAACCUGGUUAUGGGGGAGACCGUUGCAUGGAGCCGCGGGAUGUACCUCCCCCUGAAAAGCCAGCAUCCAGCUUUGCCUCCAUCCUGUUGCCAUUGCUGGUGCCCAUGGUGGUCAUAGUGCUAGUGGCGGUGACCAGAGGAUGCAUUUCCAGGAGGAAAGGGAGGAGGGAGAAAACACAGAGCCAGACCAGAGGCAAGCCGCCGGGUGCGGGGCCGCGGCCCUUCAAGGUGAGGAGGGGCCCAAUUGGGGAUGCAAGGGAGGCGGUGGAGAUCAUGCCCAACUAG
Messenger RNA from Capra hircus (goat), 8622 nucleotides. RefSeq names its product zonadhesin (gene ZAN). Gene Ontology annotation, cellular component: membrane. Lineage: Eukaryota; Metazoa; Chordata; Mammalia; Artiodactyla; Bovidae. The record is from RefSeq and is a predicted model, not a curated record. Gene Ontology annotation, molecular function: protein binding.